ACAAGUGGAGUAAACUUAACCUAACGUUUAACCUGUAUUUGUUGUGUUUAGAUUUUAUGCAAAUUUACUCGAAAAAGCAAUUCUUUACCUUAGGAUGGAGUCUAAACCACAAAAGAUGCCAAAGGUGGCAAAGGUUAAGAAUAAAGCCCCAGCGGAAAUCCAAAUUACCGCUGAGCAGCUUUUACGUGAAGCAAAAGAGAGAGACUUGGAAAUCCUGCCUCCACCGCCAAAGCAAAAGAUCUCUGAUCCUGCAGAACUUGCUGACUAUCAGAUGAGAAAGCGUAAAACCUUUGAAGACAAUAUCAGGAAGAAUCGUUCUGUUAUGUCAAACUGGAUUAAAUAUGCCCUGUGGGAAGAGUCUCAACAGGAAACUCAAAGAGCCCGUUCCGUUUUUGAAAGGGCAUUAGAUAUUGAUCAUAGAAACAUCACAUUAUGGCUCAAAUAUGCUGAAAUGGAGAUGAGAAAUAGACAGGUAAAUCAUGCCAGAAAUCUUUGGGAUAGGGCAGUAACAAUUUUGCCCAGAGUUAAUCAGUUUUGGUACAAAUACACAUAUAUGGAAGAAAUGUUGGAAAACAUUCCUGGCGCAAGAGCAGUCUUUGAAAGAUGGAUGGAAUGGGAACCUGAUGAACAAGCGUGGCAAACAUAUAUUAACUUUGAAUUAAGAUUUAAGGAAAUGGAAAGAGCUAGGCAAAUUUAUGAGAGGUUUGUUAUGACUCAUCCCCAGGUGAAACAUUGGAUUAAAUAUGCCAGAUUUGAAGAGAAUCACGGCUUUAUUAAGUCAGCCAGGAAUGUCUUUGAAAGAGCAAUAUAUUUUUAUGGUGAUGACCAUAUGGAUGAAAAGCUGUACAUAGCAUUUGCAAAGUUUGAAGAAAACCAAAAAGAGCAUGAUAGAGCACGAAUUAUUUAUAAAUAUGCUUUAGACCACCUUCCAAAAGACCAGGCAAAAGAACUGUAUAAAGCAUAUACUAUUCAUGAGAAAAAAUAUGGAGACAGAAGUGGAAUAGAAGACGUUAUCGUUUCCAAACGUAAAUUUCAAUAUGAACAAGAAAUCGCCCAAAAUCCAAACAAUUACGAUGCUUGGUUUGAUUAUUUGAGACUCAUAGAAAGCGAGGGCGAUUUUGAAGCUAUUAGAGAGACAUACGAACGUGCUAUUGCCAAUGUACCACCUACAAAAGAAAAACAGUACUGGAGAAGAUACAUUUAUUUAUGGAUCAACUAUGCGCUCUUUGAAGAACUGGAUGCACAGGACCACGAGAGGACUGCCGAUGUGUAUAAGGCAUGUUUAGAACUAAUUCCUCACAAAACUUUCACGUUUUCAAAAAUCUGGCUCCUUUUCGCGCAAUUUCAGAUACGUCAAAAAGACUUGAAAGCUGCUAGGAGGAUACUUGGAACUGGAAUUGGGAUGUGUCCCAGGGACAAGCUUUUUAGGGGCUAUAUAGAUUUAGAAAUACAAUUAAGAGAAUUCGAUAGAUGUCGAAUUUUGUAUGAAAAGUUCUUGGAAUUCGGUCCUGAAAACUGCGUUACGUGGAUAAAAUUUGCGGAGCUAGAAGCUCUUUUAGGGGAUUACGAAAGAGCGAGAGCUAUUUACGAACUUGCCAUCAAUCAACCUUUGUUAGAUAUGCCAGAAUUAUUGUGGAAAUCCUAUAUAGACUUUGAAAUAUCUCAAGACGAAACGGAGAAAGCCAGACAAUUAUACGAACGUUUGUUAGAGAGAACCAACCACGUUAAAGUUUGGCUUUCUUAUGCCAAAUUUGAGGUGAACAACGAAACUGAAGACAACAUGAACGUAUUGUUAGCGAGAGGGGUUUAUGAACGGGCAAACGACAAUUUAAGGGGCACUGUCGAGAAAGAAGCGAGAGUAAUGCUACUCGAAAACUGGCGCGACUUUGAAAAUACAUAUGGAGAUGAAAACACGCAAGAAAAAGUUAACAGCAGAAUGCCUAGAAGGAUUAAGAAGAGACAAAAGGUCGUGGAUGAAGACGGCAUCGAACAAGGAUGGGAGGAAGUGUUUGACUACAUAUUCCCCGAAGAUGAGGCCAGUAAGCCUAAUCUUAAACUUCUAGCAGCAGCCAAAAUGUGGAAGAAAUUAAAAGACACUGAAGGUGAUGAUGAUCAACCUGAAGCAGAUAAUAUAGAAGAAAACGAUCAUAAUGAACCAUAAUUAAUUAAUAAUCUUAUUAUCUUUAAGCCAU
Agrilus planipennis (emerald ash borer) is the source of this 2192-nucleotide messenger RNA. It is a transcript of the gene crn, whose product is annotated as protein crooked neck. NCBI's taxonomy places the organism in Eukaryota, Metazoa, Arthropoda, Insecta, Coleoptera, Buprestidae. The record is from RefSeq and is a predicted model, not a curated record. The transcript is spliced from 2 exons. Gene Ontology annotation, cellular component: precatalytic spliceosome; Prp19 complex; U2-type catalytic step 2 spliceosome. Gene Ontology annotation, biological process: spliceosomal complex assembly; mRNA splicing, via spliceosome. Bases 95 to 2161 code for a protein of 688 amino acids. Gene Ontology annotation, molecular function: protein binding.